This is a messenger RNA of Triticum dicoccoides, 1954 nucleotides long. RefSeq lists its product as uncharacterized. Bases 232 to 1608 code for a protein of 458 amino acids. The transcript has 6 exons. The record is from RefSeq and is a predicted model, not a curated record. Lineage: Eukaryota; Viridiplantae; Streptophyta; Magnoliopsida; Poales; Poaceae.
AGUGCAUUCCCGGUGAGGAGAGUCGCGUGCAAAUGCUUUUAGACUGAAGCAAAGGACACCGAAAUAAGCUCCUCACGCCCUUCUCUCCGCCACCUCUUGGUUUCUCCGGCGUCUCGAGUCUUCCCCCGCCGCCAAGCGCCGCCGCCGCCGCCGCCGUCGACCUUCCAGUCUUGGUCCUCUCCACUUGCCCUCCACUACCGAUAAGCAUUUCCCUUGCCAAAAAUCUCUCAAAUGAGGACACGGAGCAUGGCGUCCAAACCCGAACCAGUCCCCUCCACCCACGGGACGGCGGCUCGUGCCCCAGCGCGGGCCUCCGUGAGUGCCUCCACCCACGGGACGGCGGCUCGUGCCCCAGCGCCGGCCUCCGUGAGUGCCUCCACCCACGGGACGGUGGCUCGUGCCCCAGCGCCGGCCUCCGUGAGUGCCUCCACCCACGGGACGGCGGUUCGUGCCCCAGCGCCGGCCUCCGUGCGUGCUCCCACCUACUGUGCCACCGUGCAGAGAUGCGUUGCGCUCCUUGACUGGUGGCUGGUGAGGGGUCAAGGCGGCAAGAUCCGUGUUGCCGGGUACAUCGACAACGUCGAGAAGAAUCGAGCAGGUCGAGUAUUCAGUUCUGGUUCCAUUACGGUGCGGCAUGCUGAUGGUACUCUUGAGACUGCAGAUAACAAAAUUGUAUUAACUAGGGGUCCAUUAAAUAUCGAACAGAUGCAUUGCAAUGGAUUUUCUCGUGAGGUUUCAGAACAGUUCAGGCUUGGUUUUCCUAUUCAAUGGGAGAAAUAUGCUAAUUCUAACAUGAAACAGGUGAAUGAACACACACUAUCUCCAGCAAAAUCAACUGAAUAUUGUGUAGAGAAGUUCUUGCGCAGCAGCUUUGCCAAUUCAAUGGAACAUACUUUGACAGAGUUUGAUUUCAGAACAUCCAAAGAGUCUACUGGUAAUACAGAUGGACCUGGGCUUCCAAACUAUGUAAAACCAAGAAUUCAGGAACCUUCUGGCAAUAGUGGUGGUUAUGAUAUCUCAGUGAGCAACAUGGCUGCAUCUGAGGGAUUAUGUAAUGAUAGGAUGGGUAUGCCUGAUGAAUCUUUUGAAGAUCCUGGACCUGGAGAAACAUGUAAUGGUCAAGCAUCUAGAGCAGAUAAUUCACAUGAAGAUAUAGAGACAGAUGCAAGUGGGCAGAGGAUUGUUACUCACUCCAUGGACUCUACUUUAGUUAAUAAUGAUAUAUAUAAAAUAGAAGAAGAACAUGGAUCUUCCAAGUUGGGCAACAGCUCAGUGUGUCCCGGAACAGAACAUGUGUUAGAAGCACUAAACCAAGGGGCGAGUCCAGAGAAUGGAAGUGUUCAGUGUUCAAGAAGACUACGGAGCGGCAAAGUGUGCGGAAUGUCUAAUGGUGCGUCAUUGAAGAGGCGGUACUCCAAGAGGAAGACAAUGCAGCACGAAACAUUGUGUAUGAAGGUGAUACCAACUGAAGAGACAACACCCCCUGCCGGUCCGACUUGUCACAAAAAGGGUGGCUCAGUUGCUCAAAUCACUGCUUUGGAUAAGCUUCAAUCACAUGAUUCGGGUCGUAAAGGAAGCGGAAGACCUAGAAAGAAGGCGAGGAGGUAACAUUCGGCACGGUGCGGUGAAAAUCGGAGCAACAUUUUGUGCUCAAAUCACGAUAUGGACAUCUCAUCAAACGCAGCACAACUCUUGCAUGUGUGUUCGAAUCAGUUGUGCUGUUAUGUGACGGGUUAGAGUUAUGCUAGUGUUGUAGGAUGAGGAACAUGCUACUGUUGUGCUGUUGUGCAAUGGGCUGGCACAUCAGUUCUUUUGCAGGCCAACUAUCCAUAUAUAUAUGUAUGUAUGUAUGUAUGUAUGUAUGUAUGUCUCUAUAUCUGGAGGCUAAGUACAACUCUUGCAUGUAGUAGUGUAACUAGGAAGAAGGGGCGCUUGUGAUGGUAUUUGUUUCAAA